Molecule: messenger RNA, 1223 nt
Organism: Vitis riparia (riverbank grape)
Lineage: Eukaryota; Viridiplantae; Streptophyta; Magnoliopsida; Vitales; Vitaceae
Product: HVA22-like protein k
Exons: 8
Coding region: 339-962 (207 amino acids)
Source: RefSeq, a predicted model, not a curated record
ACCAUCAACCAAGCCACUUUGCGAACAGGAGUUAAAUUAGACCUGUGGCAGACGGCAUCGCCCAAUGAAUCGGAGGUCUCAAUUUUCGAAUGGCGUGAGAAAUUAGGGUGUAGGGCGUAUGCAGAGAGUGAAGUGAUUUGACAGAGAGCGACCGAGGACCACAGAAUUUUCCAAUAAUAGCGCUUCCACACGCUCUCUCUCCAUCGUUCCCUCCCCUGAAUCUUUUCCGAGGUGGAGGAGCAUCAUCACCAAUACGACGUCGUUCUACCCUCACCUGUGUCUGAUGAUAGGAACGAAAACGUUAGUGUUUGGUCCAAUCAUCAGAGCACAUUCUUGAAAUGGCUCUUCUGGGAUCCACCGUCGCGAGGGAGGUUGGGUUGCGAUUGCUCCUUUGCCCACUUGGUUCUAACAAUAUUGUAAUUCGAACAGUAUGCUGUUCUGUGGGUAUUGUUUUGCCUGUGUACUCUACAUUCAAGGCUAUCGAGAGGAAAGAUCAAAAUGAGGAACAAAGGUGGCUUUUAUAUUGGGCAGCUUAUGGAUCUUUCAGCUUAGUGGAAGUGUUUGCUGACAAACUUAUAUCUUGGUCUCCACUGUACUAUCAUCUCAAGUUUGCAUUUCUUGUUUGGCUUCAAUUUCCAUCUUCUGGUGGUGCAAGGCAUUUAUACAUGUGCUACCUGCGUCCGUUCUUCUUGAGGCAUCAAGCCAGAAUUGAUCAAGUUGUGGGCUCUGCAUAUGGUGAAAUGAAUUCAGAACGGUCUAUUGGUUUCCUUGAUCUACAGGUGAAGCUCAUGAGUUCACACCAAGCAGAAAUCCAGGCUGCCAGGACUCUAUUCACAACCAUUAUGGCAUCAGCGAACCAAAUAUUAAGGGGUGAAGUUACCUCGGUUCAACCACAAUCGCAGAAUGUGGUUGAAGGGCAGAGAAGAAUAAUUUCAGAUUCUGGGUCAGACCUUGAUGAUUGACACUCCUUUCCUGUUAAUAUGCAUGCUUUGCAAGCCUUUCCUGCUCUCUGUUUGAUGAGUUGUGUAUAUUCCAUUUUUUUCCUUUUAUUUUUGUUGUGUUAUAACCAGGUAGUUAUUUGUUACAUAACUAACUAAAUCACUCUCUAGGAAGAGUGAAACAAGAAAGAGAAAAAUGUUGAAUCUCUUUAAUAGUUUGAAGCUUGUUUUAUGCAACAAAAGCCUUCCCCUCCCCAGCAAAAGGCGAAAGGCUCCAUUACCCAA